This is a messenger RNA of Carassius carassius (crucian carp), 1850 nucleotides long. RefSeq names its product laccase (multicopper oxidoreductase) domain containing 1 (gene lacc1). NCBI's taxonomy places the organism in Eukaryota, Metazoa, Chordata, Actinopteri, Cypriniformes, Cyprinidae. The transcript has 5 exons. The record is from RefSeq and is a predicted model, not a curated record. Gene Ontology annotation, molecular function: copper ion binding. The coding region runs from base 251 to 1519 and encodes 422 amino acids.
AUGUGCACCUGAUGAAGGAAGAGCAUGCGAGGCUCGUCCGGUGAGGAGUUUCCACUGAGGGCGGAGCUACGCGCGUUUCAGGAAGUGCCUAGAACAGAGGAAAUUCUAUUUUCGUGGUGAAUAAAAAAAGUUCCUCGUUUGUGACAUUUAUAAUCAGGUGUGGGUUUUUUGCAGGUCUACACAUAACCUCUAUCCCAUAGAGAGAGAGAAACGAUCGCGUCUGCGUGUGAUGACCCGUUAGCCAUCAGAGAUGACUGCAGUAACUCUCGUGGAUCUCACUCACGUCCGCUCGUCACAUUAUGACACUUGUGUGAAAGAGCGCAUCAGCGAGUUCUGUGCAUCCUCCGGGAAUGGCUCACCAGAGCCGGUCUUCUUCAUCGCGGAUCCAGAGAGCUCCGUGGGGACGGACAGAUCUCCUAGCAGCUCACUUCAGGAGAUGUUUAUCGGGUUCAGAGACUCUCCUCAGAUCCUGUACAAGAGCUCGCUCUCAGCCGCGUUAUACUCAUUCAAACAGGCUAUAGACAAAGAGGACAUCAGUAAGGUGAAGAUCGUGACUUCGAGCCGCGGGAGAGGGUUGUUUCAGGUCUACCAGGAGCUCCUCUUCACCUCUGCGUAUGAGUUCGAGUACAGUGUGAUGUUUGACAGUCUGUCCUGCGAGUGUGAGUGCUGUCCCUCGGGUCAGAGCACAGCUGACGCUGCACGAGAGCUCAGCACGUUCCUACAGCACCGACCAGCGCUCAGAGGAGACGUCACAGUCCUCAGAUCUCCUUUCAUCUCAGACUGCUUCGGUCAUGGCUUUAGCACUCGUACUGGAGGUAUUUCCUACAUCAGCACUCUGAGCUCACUGAACCUCUUCUGUAACCCGCGGCGUAAAGACUCCAGAGCCGUGGUGGCUGAGAACCUCCGGCGGCUCGGCCUGCAGGCGGGAUUUCACCCCAAACAGUUCAACCUCAUAAAGUGUAAUCAUGCCAGUGAUGUGUGGGUGAUGGGCAAACCCGCCCCGGACAGUUACGAUGCAAUGGUGACCAAUCAGGUGGGUGUUGUCAUAGCAGCACCAGGAGCCGAUUGCAUGCCGCUGCUCUUCACUGACCCUGUAGCAAAGGUUAUUGGAGUGGCACAUGCAGGCUGGAAGGGGACCCUCAUGGGAGUUGCCAUUGCAACAGUGAACGCCAUGGUGUCAGAGUUUGGCAGCAGGCCUGAAGACAUUGUGUGUGUGAUCGGUCCUUCUGUCGGGCCGUGCUGCUUUACUCUGGAGCAAGGUUCGGCCCGAGAGUUUCACUCCAUACACCCAGACUGUGUUAGACACAUCGACUCAUCAAGACCUUAUGUUGACAUCAGACUUGCAACCAGAGUUCUGCUGGAGAGGGGUGGGAUUAAACCCGAACACAUGGAGGACAUCAGGGUCCCACACAAGGCUGACUCCACUCUUUGCACCUCCUGCUGUCCUGAACUAUUCUUCUCCCAUGUGAGAGAUGGACUCAACUUUGGGACACAAAUUGGCUUUGUGUGGAUCAAAUAAUCCUGCAUUCACCAAGCUUUGAUUGAAUGUGCAGAAACAUUACAUAUGCAUGUAAUUAUUUAGGGGAUGAAUCUAAAUGACAGUACAUAAAUACAUUAAUAUAAUAAAUUAUUUAGUAUGGAAAUGCACUUCAAAUGAAGACAAUCAUUUGGUUACUUGACAAACAUCACAUCACAGGACUGCAGGAGAAGCUUUACAUGCAUACAAACAAACAGUGCACUUGUAAUCAAUAGUAGGAGAUAUAACUUCUAUAUUAGCUAACUUAGAAAUUUCUCUGAAAGUUUACUCCUGGUUGAUGUCUUGAUCAGCAUUUUCAAGAGUUGAUUAGAGU